AUGAGCAACGAUGGUAAUUCAUAUCCUCAAGCUGGCAUCCAUAAUGCUCGGCGUGAGAGUAUUGCUACUGCACCGUUUAGUUGCCAUCCGUGUCGGAAAAGCAAGCUGAAAUGUGAUCGUACAAAGCCGUGUUGUAGUCGAUGCCUCAAGCAAAAUUAUGAGUGCGUCUACUCUGACUCAAGGCAGCCUUAUCGGGGCAUAAAUCGAGGCCAGGCCAAGGAUUUAGAGGCCAAACUUGCACGCCUCGAGAGAGUACUACAAGCUUCUCGGCAAAGUGAGACGUCUCGUACUCAGGACAAUCAGUUUAAAGCCAAUAACGCUUCAAUUGCUGGUAUAGCAUCGCUGAGCUAUCCAAACGAUGAGCCUGCAGGGUCGGGUCUGAUCGAGGGGCCUCUGCCUCAAUAUCUCGUCGAAACACUAACAACCAUAUACUUUAAUGAUGUCCACCAAGCAGCACCCAUGCUACACAGACAGCGGUUUAUGGCAUCUCUCUUUCUGCUCGACCAUAGGAGAACGCCAAUGUGCCUCCAGUACAUCGUCAUGGCCUUUGCUGCAGAGACUACCAAGUCAUAUCACCAUCUAGGCAUGGAUCUCUACAAGCGUGCUAGAACUUAUCUUCAGGAACAGGAAUUCGGGAGCCUCGGGACAAAUGAUCUGUCACUGGGUCACGUACAAGCUUGGGCCCUGAUGUCUUGCUUCGAAGCCGAACAUACAAUGUUCGCUAAGGCUUCCAUUACUUUAUCAUCUGCCCUUAGAGCUGCACAGAUACUUAAUCUGCACCGGGUUGAUAUGCCCGAGUCGAUCGGGAACGUAUCAACGGACUGGAUUGAACUUGAGGAGCGACGCCGAACAUGGUGGACCAUAUUCAGUUUCGACCGCUUUGUUUGUGCAACAACCGGAUGGCCAGCUCUGAUAAAUCAACAGAAGGUGAGUUGGAUCAGCCUGGCUCCUGAACCAAUGGCUGACAAGGGUAUAGACACCCGCCUUCCAGCUUCCGACGAAGCGUUUGCGUAUGGAAGAGAGGAGCAAACACGUUUCCUAGGAGAUCAGCUAAUCGAAGCUGAACCACAAUCAUCUUUCGCUGGAAGAGUACUUACAGCGCACAUAUUCCACCGUACCAUCGAGCAUAAUAAUUCCGACGAUGGCCGAGGACAAGGCGCUGAGACCUCAACAGAUGACGCAUAUUGGCAACAGCAUAGAGCGAUUGACAAUGACCUCAAGUUUAUGCUAUUAAUGUUGCCAAAGAAUCUGUGUCUUCCUGCCAAUUAUAAGAGUCAAAAUGCAGUGUUUGUCAACGUCAUGCUCCACACAGCUACAAUCUGCCUUCAUAGAGCGGCCCUGUGGAGGAUGAAGUCGAACAUACAGGGACUGCCAAGUUAUAUGAUUCGAUUGUCGCAAGAUCGUCUAGCUCCAGCGGCAGAAGAGAUUCUCAACAUCUUCAGAAUGAUACCUGAACUUGGCACAACCUUUGCGAACCCUCUUAUCUGCGUUGCAGCAUAUAUGGCUGCUUUGGUCUUUGUAUCCUGUACAUCUCCCGCCGAACCUGAUGUACAAAGUGAGGAGAAUCUCGAUUUCAUUCUAAGGGUUAUGGUAGCUUUUGGGAACAAUAAUCUUGUCGCCAACGCUGUGUCAAAUGAGAUUGUAAAAGAGAUGAGCCAGUGUGGUAUCACCUCCGCAACCAUGUGUAAGGUAAGAAAUCAUCGUGUCUCAAUCUGCGUCACGGACACUGAUAGCUGGUGCAGGUGA
Molecule: messenger RNA, 1746 nt
Organism: Fusarium venenatum
Lineage: Eukaryota; Fungi; Ascomycota; Sordariomycetes; Hypocreales; Nectriaceae
Source: RefSeq, a predicted model, not a curated record